This is a messenger RNA of Oxyura jamaicensis (ruddy duck), 783 nucleotides long. It is a transcript of the gene PHPT1, whose product is annotated as phosphohistidine phosphatase 1. Gene Ontology annotation, biological process: peptidyl-histidine dephosphorylation. Gene Ontology annotation, molecular function: protein histidine phosphatase activity. The record is from RefSeq and is a predicted model, not a curated record. The transcript has 3 exons. Gene Ontology annotation, cellular component: cytosol. NCBI's taxonomy places the organism in Eukaryota, Metazoa, Chordata, Aves, Anseriformes, Anatidae. The coding region runs from base 47 to 412 and encodes 121 amino acids.
CGGGGGCCGCCGCGGAAGGGGCGGGGCCGGCGGCGGGCCGGGAGCGAUGGCGGCGGAGGCGGAGCUGGGGCGUGUGGCGGACGUGGAGAUCGACGGCGGCGGCGUCUUCAAGUAUGUGCUGCUGCGGGUGCGCCCCCGCCACGCCGCGGCCGGGAAGGAGGUGGUGCGGGGCCACGGCUGGGCCGAGUACCACGCCGACAUAUACGACAAGGCGGCGGCGGAGCUGGAGCAGCAGGGCUUCGACUGCGAGUGCCUGGGGGGCGGCCGCAUCUCCCACCGGCACGAGGAGAAGAAGAUCCACGUCUACGGAUACUCGGUGGGCUUUGGGCGAGCGAAUCACUCGGUGACUACAGAGAAGCUGAAAGCAAAGUAUCCGGACUACGAGAUCACUUGGGCAGACGAAGGCUAUUGACGUGAUCCGGUGGGGCAGCAGCACUGGCACCAGCCUGGAGCUGGUGGGGCCACCUCCAGCACUCAGGAAAUGGCAGCAGGGGCCCUGUGCUCAGCAGCACCUGGGCUCCACUGUGUUUUCCUUGGCAUUUAAUUUGCUGCACUGAUGAGCUUCCAUCCUCCAGGGGAACUUGCCCAUCUCCGCUGUCACUGGACUUUCCAUGUGCCAUGGACUCUUCCCAUCUCCCUGCCAUGAGCCGCAAAGCCCUACAGUUGAAGUCCUUACCUGGCUGAAGCUGGUGGGCACUCAGCCCUGGCCUCCCCCCGGCACGGGUUUGUCCCACGUGUAUAUGAGGAUUAAACAUGUUGGGGAGUGCACUGUCCCUGCCCAUC